GCUUCGUCCCAUUUCCUGUCUUGUGGAAAAAUCGUCGAGAGAGAAAAUUUCUAGUUUAUACUGUAUUCUGUAUACAUAAUCGAAGAAUUCAACAGAAAAAUGACCUGGAGAAGAUGACAGAAGAACAACUAAAAAAUGGCGACUACCUUGUGCAUGUACAAGCACAGGUUAUGACCCGUGAUGACUCGACUGGCGGCUGGGUGCCCAUGGGAGGUGGGGGUCUUAGCAAUGUUGGACUACGAAAGCUGGAAUAUAAAUUCAAUGGAGGAGGGGACAGUAAAAAUGAGUACGUCAUAUAUGGUGAAAGGAUAGCCGACAACACAGUUGUACUGGAUUGUGUAUUGAAGAAGGACAUUCAGUACACAAAGGCAAAUCCCAAAUUUCAUCAUUGGAAGACCGAUGAACAAAGGUUUGGUUUAACGUUUGAGAGGUAUGAUGAUGCCAAAAAGUUUGAUCGUGGUAUCAAGAGGGCGGUGGCAGAGCUCACAGAAGGCUCAGCUGGCAGCAUGGGAAAUUCCAUGACGGGAGAAGAGGAAGUAUUUCAGAUCGUGGAGCUGCCUCUCUCCGGGGGCAAGGACAGCUCGUCCCAGUCAGCAUCAACAACGUCGACCACCACCUCCAGUCCAGCUCCACGUUCCCCCGUUAGCAGUCCGAUAUCGGGGCUCCCCGAUGCCUUCCCGUUCCCCCACCCUCAUGCCAACCAUCAUCAUCUCCAUCUUGUCCACUACAUGUCUGGUCCAAAUCGGACCAAUAAAAACGCCUCCUCACCGCCCAGUGAUAAAAGUUCACAUAAAUCAGACAGUUUCGAGAGUUCUAGUGGGCAGGAUGACGUUUGGAUUCGUCCUGACGACCCUACGUCAUUAAGCGGCAAGUCCGACACACUGUUGUUAGACACGGACCCUAAUGUAGAAAUGAGCAAAGAGGACUCCUAUGUGACAUUUUCUAAAAGCAAGCCAGGGGCACCUCAUGAAUACAGCUACCCUAACUUAGAACCAAUGCCGAAACCACCUACAAAACGGGAGUCGACCACUAGCAUGAAGACACAGCCUUUGAUUAUUCAGCAUCCCCCUCUACCACUCAAAAAGAAGCACAAGACUCGCCACAAGCCUGGGGGGACAUCAGGAAGGUUGCUGAACAACCGAUCGCGGUGCAAACACUGCCAUGAGGUGUUCUCUCUGGACGAUAACCAACGGGGCAGUUGUGAAGACGCCCCAGAUGGUGUCGAAAAAUUUAUUGAGUGCGUGACUUGUGUAGCGUGUUCCAAAUGUUUGAUAUACCACUGUAUGUCGGAUGCUGAUGGCGAAUACAGACACCCUUGUGAGUGUGAUCCUCGCGAUGAUUCCAACUGCAAAAAAUGGACCGCACUGACAAUUUUAUCGUUGUUUGUGCCCUGUUUAUGGUGCUACUGGCCCUUGACUGCCUGUCAUAGAUGUGGCAUCUACUGUCGUUGCUGCGGUGGCCGGCACAAGGCGGUAUGACCACGCCCGCAAAUUUAUAUGCACAGGAUUAUCUCCCCCUUGUUCGCCUUUUCAUCAUAACUUGUAGAUAUAUCUGACACGCAUGGGUUUCUAGAUCUAGCUAACACAUACAGUGAACGGAUGGAUAUUCAUGUGGUGCGUGCAUACCCAGAGAACUGAGUUGGUGUGCAGGAAGGGAUGACCAAACUGGAGGAGUUACUUUCCCUUACUUGCCAUAUAGUCACAUGAGAGGAUUGGAAUCAGCAAUAUGUCCUUGGGAUCAUGUCAUUGUAGUUCCAUUUACAUUUGUAUAGCAAUACUAGUUUUCACUUUUCAUCUUUGAACAUACAUGUAUAAUUCUUGAUUUUAGGUUAGCAACCAUUUCCAAAAACACACAUGCAAUCCAUUUGGUUAUGGUGAAAGAUACCAGUGAACAGGAAGUCAGAGAAAGAAAUGAUGGACCCUGGGAAGGGGCACCAUGUUUCCAAUGUGACUCAGUGGCAAGGCAAGGGGGGUAACUCUACCAUGACAACAUGUAUAGUCAUUCAAAAGGGAGAAAAUGAUCCCUUGUACCUGUGUUUAAAAAUGGCAAGUUUUAUACGUUACCAAUCCUAUAACAGCAUGUUAGAAGUUUAAGCAUAGUGGUAUUUUUUUUAUAUUUUUUUUUUAAAAGAUGAGUAAAGCAUACUUUGUACCACAGAAGCAUAUCAUGUUGGCUGAGCUGGUUUCUAAGCAGGCAAUCUUUUUACUGAUUUUGAUAAUCUGAUAAGUUUGCCAAUUGUGCCAUCAGCUCAUUAGCCUAAGUUUUCACCUAAAUUUAUAUAGAGAAAGAAUCAGAAUUGUAGACUUGGGCUACUGAGGUGAUGCUUUAUGUAGCGAAACUAGGUGUAUUUGUUAUGUUGGUGGUAAGAAAGACAACACGAUUGUGUGUGCAGUCAUUGAGUGCCAAAUCAUUUGUGCUUCAUUUGUGUCACCGUCAUCACUAAUGUUCAACAGUAGAAGAUCACGUGAUCACAAUUCAGUCGAUACUUCCCUCUAUUAGUGAUAAUCGGGCCGGUUCCACAAGUCUGACUUGUUAUUUUACUGUCACAGCGUUUAGAAAGUUCUUGAUUCAUUAAGUAUCACUGUAUCGUUUAUCUUAAACCUAUACACUUGCAUUCAUUGUAAGUCUACAUUAAACUAUUAGAAUUACUGGUAUAGCAUUAAAAAGGUUUGAAAAGUAGAUCCUAGGCCAUCAUCCAUGAAAUAAUAUCACUAUUACCAUCAAACUCCUAUACUGAUAAUUGACUUAGUCAGAAAUCUUUAUUGGUAUCGCUAGGACAAGUUCUGAUUUCCAAGGUAUUGAUAUUGCGUAAACACUGGUUUGGGAAUGUGAUGGAUAUUUACAAUGAAAAGGAUGAAAGAAAUGAUCAGUUCUAAAUGUCUAUUUUGACAUACACAGUUGUCAUAGUUAUUUUUAGGACAUGACAUUUCAUGGUCUGAAAUAUGAAUCUGAGUCAUAGGUAGACUCAGUAGGUCGGUAGGUGACAUUGUUCUUACGCAUUGGUUUAUUUAACUGUUGCUGAAAUAAACUAAGAAACAUCAGGGGCAUUCAUGUUAAUAGGAUGUCCAUACAUUACCAUGAUACAGUAAUGGAUACUGAAACUAAGUUUGAAGCUUGUUAUUGUUUAUUUGUUAAUAAGUUGAUAUGUGUUGACUUUUGAACCUCUGUUGGCGAAAUCGGUUGAUAUUUUACCUCCUGCUUAGUCAGGGAUACCUUUUACUUUGCGGCUUUUAAUUCAUAGUUUUAAUCAUAUUAUGAAUGUAUUACAUAUUUCUUAAACAACAAAAUUAGUUAUUUGAAGUCACUGCACUUGGUGUUAGUCUAUAAAACGACUUGUUUAUUUUUAGUUUAAUCCAUUGAUGGGCAAAUAAUGUGCACAAAGAAUAUCUUUUAUCAAAAUUCAGCUUUCAAAGCCCUUUUUAAGAAAACUGGGUGUAUGAGGAAGAACAUGACAACUUGCAUAUAAAACUGCUUGCAUUACUCCAGAAAAAAAUGUAUGACACAAGUGAUAAUAAUCACUUGACAUGAAUAUAAAAAAGAAUAUUAUGGAAGUGUCCAAUCAAAUCCGGAAACACAGAAUAGGAAAUAGCCAAUCAAACAUGUUUGAAAUUGAUGGAUGUAACAUCUAGCGUGCAAAACGAACAAAAUCAUUUACCACGGGUACCCUUGAAAACAAGAUAAAAUGACUCUUUGUUUGUUGCAGGAUAACUUCAAGAAUUUAAGAAUUGACUUCAAAAUGUUUUGCAUUUGUGAAGUUUAAACGUUAAAACCCGUGGAAUAUCGUUCAAAGCAAUAAUGCAACACUACCACCGCCCUUCCUAUUAUCAGCCAAUCAAGAAACAGCAGUCUGUUAGUGGGUAUGGUGUAAUUCUUUCCUGGAUUUUGGAAGCAUAAAAACAGAAAACUUUGCUUGGUGAACCAUGACAUACCGAGGAGUUGCUUGCAAUUUAUUUACAGAUCUGUAAUAGAGGAAUAUAUUAUAUAAGUGAUAAAAAAGGAAUAUUAGUCAUCAGAAGGAUAAUUAAAUGUAAACAUGUAUGUCUCGUGAUAAAAAAACGCAGAACUAAUAAUCAGGUAAUGGUAAUGUGAACAGACGUUUGUGACAAACAAAUUUUGUUCGUUACAAAUGGGGAACAUUAGAAUUUUUGUUAUGUACGGGAAUGUUGAAUGUGAACAAGAACAUUAGAUGUGAAUGAGCAAAAAACAGGACACAUGGUCUUUGAUUGAAUGCAGAACAUGAAGUUAGUUUCAUUGUGAUUAGCUUAUUGAUAGAAACUGGAAUGUCUAAGAACAUUAUUAACAAUACGCUGAAUCAAAAUGCCCUCACUCACUCUAAGGGAAGUAUCGACUCCUGUGCUCACUGCACUGUAGGGCUGCAACGAUAAAGAAUGUCACGAUACGAUGCGUAGUAUGUGCUAAGAUCCAGGAUAUGGUGCAUACCACGAAAUGUGAUCCACGAUACUUACUACGUAAUGAGAUCCACGAUACAAUACUGGUACCUAUAAGGAUAUUGGCAUAUGAUACAAUGUGUAUCAUAUCAUAUGACCCAUGAUACGAUACAUACUAUGUGAUAUGACCCAUGAUACAAUACAUACUACUGUAAGGACAAAAUUCCUACCAUAUUACCCAUGAUAGGGCCAUUUAAAGAAUUCUGAACAAAAACGUUUUGAAUAUAGUUGCAUGGUCGAAGUAAAGAAAGUUUUAAUGUCCUACAUGUAGAGUGAUCUGCUUCGUUUGACAGGUAUGGGAAUUCGAAGUCAGAUUUGGCCUUGACAUGCUUGUCAUAAAAGGUAACUAGAAAAUACCGGAUGGUCACUCUCUAGACUCUUUACCCAAUGAUGUGGAUACUUUUUAUCACUGUUUAAGACUGGUCCAAAUUCUAUUGACAGGCCAUCUUGUUAUGGCUGGAAUAUUGCCGACUCGGUGUUUUGCAACAUUCAGAGACAUGGAGCUUUGGAUAGAAGUUAUAGCAGCUAAAGAAAUGAUUGUGAAUAAUGUUACAUUUUGCAAUAGGACUUACCGCAUUGUGAAUCCAGUAUCGGGAUGUGAAUCAUCGUUCCAGCUCUAUCACGCUGUGUGUAAAGAUGUGUAUAUUGAACAGGCUGUUGGGUUUUUAAAGUGAUGAACUUAUCAGUGCUAAAUAUAGAUUUUUAAGAAAUCACUUUAAUCAGAUUUUUUAUUGAAUUCAUUCUUAGAUCACUCCCAUGUGGCAGAAAGGUGCUGUGUCUUAAACAAAUGUAAAGAGGACAUCUUCAGUCCCGAGUUUUCAGUUGAACGCCAGCAGAGGGCUCCCAGUGAAGAACUGAAACUGUUAUUUUGUUUCUGCUGUUGCUUGUUGUGUGAACAAAUUAGAAAGAUGACAUCAGAGAGUCUUGUUGAAGCUGUGAAGCCAUUGUGAGUAAAAGGAAAAGUCUUCUUUGUUUUCAUUGUUGAAGCUCUGAAAAAUUGUUAUUUGAUACAGAUGUAAGGAAUUCUUGUUACCAUGGUUACCAUGACCAUUCAUGUUAGUUUUGUGCCAUGUUAAGUGUCAUUUUUAACACGAAAAUUGUUAUUUUAUUGUUAAUGUUCAGAUUUUGCUUAGUCAGCUGAUUCUGUGAGUCGGAUAAUUAUUUUGAAAUCAGAACUAUUUUUGUUUUUAGCAAGCACCUAAAAUAGAGGAAAUGGAAAUUGCUAAAGAAAAUCAAAUUGGUUGCCAAUGUGAUUCUUAUGUCACAUGUUUACAUUUUGGUUAAUUAUGGUUUGUUUCCUAUUUGUUAGUUAUGUUUAGAUUAAAAGUGAGUCCGGUCGAAGAAAUCAAAACUCCAGAUCUUUUUAUUUAGAAUGGUUUCACAAUCAAAUGCUAGACUUAUAUGUGUAGUCCACAAUAUGGCUGUAUUUCCUAUAAUAGUCCACGACCUAUGCACUAUGAAAGUAGACUCUGUUUCACUGCUGUGAUGUUUGAAAGAUUGUGUGCGAUCUGACUACUGGGAUAUAUGCUUCUCAAUGUGUAAUUGAAAGGCACCACUUUGUUUAUAGAACAUUGUGAAAUAAGUGCAAUGAGAGUCUUGAUAAUGAUUUGUGCUUGGGCAUUGAAGAUGUUAAUGUGAUGGACAUUAUAUGUUUUUAAAUGAUUAUUUCUUAAAAUUUCAUAUUUUCCCAGAAAUAAAACAGUAUGAUAAAGUU
Molecule: messenger RNA, 6162 nt
Organism: Haliotis rufescens (red abalone)
Lineage: Eukaryota; Metazoa; Mollusca; Gastropoda; Lepetellida; Haliotidae
Product: sprouty-related, EVH1 domain-containing protein 2-like
Exons: 5
Coding region: 114-1478 (454 amino acids)
Biological process (GO): multicellular organism development; negative regulation of MAPK cascade
Cellular component (GO): membrane
Molecular function (GO): protein kinase binding
Source: RefSeq, a predicted model, not a curated record